AUGCCGCGAGAAAAAGGCAUGAUGCCCCCGUUCGGCUACCUAUACACGGUGACAACACUGACUCUGCUUCUACAGCUUCGAUGCCGUGUCGUGGACGAUAGCAGCAAUUGUCAGCAAUGUUUGACAUCUCACACACGCUGCAAUCUUCCGCCCCGCGACUCAAAGGCCGCUCCGCGAGCAAUGCGAGCGGACGCGGCGGACACUGAUAAUAUUGUCAAAGAUCCACUUCCCGAUCGUCGGCAGAUGGCUUCCAUCCUCGAGGCGUACUUUGAGGGUCCUCAUAACUUCUGUUUCUCUGCAAUACUGCAUCGCCCUACAUUUAUGGCUAUGCUCGAAAACGGCCUUGUCUCGCACAGCCUCCUUUUGAUUGUUCUUGCCACGGGCCUGCGCUCCUUGGAUCCCAGCGCCACUUCAUCGGACCGCUGGGCCGACGAAUGUCGCGGAUUGAUUCUUCCUCAGAUCUUUCGACGUAUGUCAACUGUAAAUCUACAAACACUGCUGCUCUUGCAACGUUACGAAUGGCACCGGGGUUCAGUCUUGAGCUCCUUUUUCCUGUCAGCACUGGCAAUCAGACUGGCAUUUGCGCUUGACCUACACUUGGAACCGACAGAACGUCCUGUACAGACAGACACGGUUCUGCCUCCAUCAGUGCUGGAAACACGCCGUCGCCUCAUAUGGAGCUGCUUCAUCAUGGAAUCAGUACCAGAUGCGGGAACUCGGCGACUAUAUUCCGCCAUGGAUCCUUUUGCUAUACAAGCUAGACUACCGUCGGAUGAGUCGUGCUAUCAACGCAGGAGUGGCACUGGUCCUGCCCAGCCGACCUUAGCGGAGCUCUGGUCUGAUCGGAACCCGAUGCCUGUCCCCGCUUCCAAUACUUGCCCUAGCAUAUCUGCAUACCUGAUCAAGAUGGCCGUGUUGCGGAUGAAAAUACUCCAAUAUGUAAAUUCUGACGUCCAUGGCAAUGAACCGCUUAUAGACUCUCCCCCCUGGCUAGCGGACUCGCCCUUCCACGACCUACAGCAAAAGCUCGACCACUUCUAUGCGGCUCUGCCUGGCGAACUCCAACUCACGGUCAAAAUGAAACACUUCACAGACCACUCUCCAAUUCCGCUUUACACGCUACACAUCAUGUACUUUGCAGCUUCCGCGGACCUGUUCAGAAUCGGGAUCCAAGCGAGAACACCAGUGAGAAGGGCAUUGUCCGCGCCACCUGAACAUUUUAUCGAUUUAUGUAAACGGGGCCGGGUUGAAAAUGGUCUCAACAUAAUCAAGGUGGUGCGGCAAUUUUUGGAAGAUACUACGACGGAACAUGAUCCAUUCAUCGCAAUUUGCAGCUGUCUAGCCAUCAGAAUCAUCUCAGUCGAGGGACAAAAUACGGUUGGAAACCCUUCGCCACUCUUACCACCUUCCGUGGCAGAAGAUUUACAGCUCUGUGUGCAGUGUGCGGCGAGGACUGCUCGAUGGUCCAAGCCUAUACAAAAGCUGCUCUUUGCUGCAAAUAAACUUGCUCGCUUGCACGGGUUUUUCCUGGACCUGCCUGAUUUCGUGAGUUCAGUGUCUGGCAACCCAACACAUCCUCCUUCACGGCAAGGGUCCCCUACUUUGAAUCUGUACGGCACCUUUGGGGAGGUUGCAAAGAGCCGUGCAGCCGAUGACUUGGAAGCCUCGAGAAUGCCAACUUCUUCGGUUUCCAAACUUCAGAUAACGAAUUCGGCAACGAAAGAAAAUAAUAUCCUCCCUCCUGAGGCGCAGAAUGCUGAUGGAAAUUCCUCAAAUAUUCCCCAUAUGCCUCUGCAAACGGACUACGAGGACACCGAACAAGGCAUUAGCCCUGACACGCUUCGCCUGGCAGCAGACUGGGGCAAUGGUCUGUACGAUAUAGACUGGGCGAUGGCUCAAUUCGAUGAAUGGGCAAACAUUGACUUCAACUGGGGCGAAAAUCCGGUCGACACACAGGCCCCGUUUGAGGACAUUGGCUUCUAUUGA
Messenger RNA from Fonsecaea multimorphosa CBS 102226, 1986 nucleotides. RefSeq lists its product as uncharacterized. Gene Ontology annotation, molecular function: zinc ion binding; DNA binding. Lineage: Eukaryota; Fungi; Ascomycota; Eurotiomycetes; Chaetothyriales; Herpotrichiellaceae. Gene Ontology annotation, biological process: DNA-templated transcription. The record is from RefSeq and is a predicted model, not a curated record. Bases 1 to 1986 code for a protein of 661 amino acids. Gene Ontology annotation, cellular component: nucleus. The transcript has a single exon.